Molecule: messenger RNA, 1206 nt
Organism: Plasmopara halstedii
Lineage: Eukaryota; Oomycota; Peronosporomycetes; Peronosporales; Peronosporaceae
Product: major facilitator superfamily domain-containing protein 9
Exons: 5
Coding region: 1-1206 (401 amino acids)
Biological process (GO): transmembrane transport
Molecular function (GO): transmembrane transporter activity
Source: RefSeq, a predicted model, not a curated record
AUGUCGCCGAAAUGCUGGCUGUCGCUGCGUGUGCUGUACGUCGUGUCGUUUCUUGAUAUGCUAGGCGUGUCGAUGAUCAUCCCAUCGCUAGCACAGUACGUGAAGUCGAUGGAAGGUGGCGCGAUGAUAUUUGGACUGAUCAUGUCGCUUUAUGGUUUUAUCCAAUUCUUUGCGGCGCCCAUAGUUGGUAGUUUAAGUGACCACUAUGGUCGCAAACGCGUGCUACUCACAUGUUUGAUUGGAUCUUCUGCUGGAUAUCUUCUGCUCGGUCUAUCAUGGAAUAUUUAUGUUGUGGUUCUCUCUCGAAUUCCAGCUGCGCUAUUUAAGCACACACUUGACAUCGUCAAGGUAGCUAUAACAGAUGGCGAGAAGACAGACAAGCGAUCGACGGCAAUCGGACGUCUUAAUGCAGCGGCCAAUGCUGGAUUCAUUAUUGGCCCAACGAUCGGGGGUUACGUGAGCUCCAUUCCCAAUGGUUUUAAUUACACAGCGCUAUUAACCACAGCACUGUUUGGUCUAAAUUACAUCCUCGUAUCUUUGUGGUAUCUCGAAUUAAGGUGCCACGGCUCUCUCUCCCCAGCUAUAACAAACACCAAGCAUGAAAGAGAACACUACGACCAUCACAUCGACUGGAGACAGUUGCUACACAAUGCGUGGAUAAAAUUGCUCGGAUUUCGUGAUAUCAUCAAAGAAUCUAAGCCGGCGCAGACGCUGUUAUUUGCGAGAUUAUUGCUCUCUAUGGCAGCUAUUUUAUACAGGAGCCACUUUUCAGUGCUGCUGGAGGAUAAGUUCCAUCUGGACUCGAAAGAUCGCGGACUUGUACUGAGCUACAUGGGUCUAUUAGGCUUUCUUGGAAGCUUUUCGGUGGGUUUUGUUACGAAGGCUGUAAAAUCCGAGAAAUUGGUGCUGCAAUCUUCAGCUAUUAUCUAUGUCAUUACGUUUUUUGCGCUAUCGAGUGCUACCGAGAUCAGUACUGUGUACAUGAUGCUAGCACCACAAGUCAUUACCAUCAGUAUACUUCGUGCGAGUUCAGUGGCAUUACAGACUACAUUCGUUUCACAUGAGCAUGUCGGCGCAUUUAUGGGGAUAUCGUCUUCAUUGACAUCCAUCUCCCGCACUGUCGGUCCAAUCUUAUCUGGAUGGACUUACAUUGCUUCAGUCGAUGGACCAGCAUACGGUGCCGCAUGUCUAGCUGCAGGCAUUUGA